This is a messenger RNA of Kwoniella botswanensis, 1746 nucleotides long. RefSeq lists its product as uncharacterized. Gene Ontology annotation, molecular function: NADP binding; N,N-dimethylaniline monooxygenase activity; flavin adenine dinucleotide binding. Bases 1 to 1746 code for a protein of 581 amino acids. The record is from RefSeq and is a predicted model, not a curated record. The transcript has 10 exons. NCBI's taxonomy places the organism in Eukaryota, Fungi, Basidiomycota, Tremellomycetes, Tremellales, Cryptococcaceae.
AUGUUGCGUGGACUAAUUGUCGCAAGUCUGAGUGUGCAGCUCUGCAUCGAAACUCUGGCGCAACAGGUUCCUUUUGAAUCAUCAGAAUGGCAGAUCGAAUCAAACCUGUAUCAAUUUGAAUGGCCGAUCAAAGAUGUAGCUGUCAUUGGAGCUGGGGUGUCCGGUCUAUUGGCGUAUCGUGCUUUGGCCCAAACCGACCAAUUCAGCAAAAUCAGGGUGUUUGAGCGAGAUUCAACACCAGGAGGGAACUGGCAUUAUUCUGACGAAGAAGCUAAAGCUGUUCCCAUUGAGCGUGGAACGACGGACGACUGGUGGAAAUCCGACUAUGUGCCUACGAUACCGACGAAGUUACCCUCGCACAACAUAUACACUAUUAAAGGAAAUGAUACGCUGAAGGACGAAUUGGAAGGGAGAAGGAUAAACCAGAGGCAGCCAAAACCACUUUGGAAGAACUUGAGAGCCAAUACACCAGCACCACAGCAACAAGUACCCGGCUUUUCAUGGCCACCAGGUGUAGAGUGGGCAUCUCAUCAUUCCAAAGUCCAGAGAUAUCUACGUUCUUUCGCAUCUUGGCUGGGUAUAAACAAUGGAGAUAGCGAUCAAGACAUAUCAUAUGAUACGAGAGUAGAACUCAUCACCAAACAUCUGGACAGAAAGGGGAAGCAGAUAGGAUGGACUUUGCUUUUAAGGAAGUUCAUCCAAACCGAACAUGAAAGAUACGAGGAGUCUUACUGGGAAGAACAUUUCGAUGCAGUCGUUGUGGCUUCAGGUCGCUUUAACAUCCCUCAUAUACCUUGCAUACCAGGACUUGUCGAGUGGCAAAAGCGAUUCCCAGAACAAAUUUUACACUCAAGGCAGUAUAGGUUUACUGAUAGUGUGAAGGACCAAAAUGUCAUCGUCGUCGGUGCAUCUGCAAGUGCGACUGGAAUCUCACUGGAUAUCAACCCAUUGGCAAAGACUAGUUAUCUCAGCAUACGGGAACAUAGCAAUGAUCCUAGAGCACCUAUCCGAAGAGAAACACAUCUAAACUCCGUACCAUCAAAUACCACAAUUGUAGGAGAAAUAGUGAGAUUCCAUCCAAUUCCCAACGGCGGAAACCUAAGGGAUGGUCGAAUCGAGCUUCUCAAUGGUACUAUAAUCACAAACAUCGAUCGGCUGAUCUUUGGAACUGGGUUCCGAUACGCCUUUCCGUUUUUACCUCAGUAUCACAAUUCGUCAGCAUCUAGUAACGUGCCAGUCGAUAGUGAUGAGCAACCGAUCGUCACCGAUGGAUCUCAUGUCAGGUCAUUAUACCUCGAUACCUUCUAUAUCGAUCAGCCGACUCUAGCAUUCCAAGGACAAAACGUUGGUAUACAAACAUUCGUAUAUGGGAAGUACGCAGGAGAAGCUAUCGCUAGGGUAUGGAGUGGCAGAGCAGAUCUCCCGAGCCAACGAGCUCAAUGGAGACAUUUUUGGAAUACUGUCGAGGAAAGAGGCGGUCUCAAGAAAGGUUUCCAGUGGUUGAAUAAUGAUGCAAACAGUCGAUAUUUGAGUUAUUUUGUAGCUUGGUUGAAUUCGGCGGCAAUCAGGAAUGGUGACAAGCUGUUGGAACUCCCUCCGGAUGUAUCUGAAGAGAUGGAUCUGUGGAUGAAAGCUCGAGCAGCUGGAGUGUCAGUCAACCCAGAUGGAAGGAAUGAUUUCUGGCCGAAGUCAGUACCUGAUAAUGAUAGCACACGAUGGAGAAGAGCUGUUCUCGAUGAUUGGUAA